This is a messenger RNA of Syngnathus typhle (broad-nosed pipefish), 6082 nucleotides long. It is a transcript of the gene nfil3, whose product is annotated as nuclear factor, interleukin 3 regulated. Gene Ontology annotation, biological process: regulation of DNA-templated transcription; circadian rhythm; DNA-templated transcription. The coding region runs from base 406 to 1632 and encodes 408 amino acids. Gene Ontology annotation, cellular component: nucleus. Lineage: Eukaryota; Metazoa; Chordata; Actinopteri; Syngnathiformes; Syngnathidae. The transcript is spliced from 2 exons. Gene Ontology annotation, molecular function: DNA-binding transcription factor activity; DNA binding. The record is from RefSeq and is a predicted model, not a curated record.
AGUCAUUGGCUGGAAUUGUGAAAUACAGCCAUGUGAUUGGCUAAAGCGGUUCUCAGUCAACCGUACACUGCCAAUGCACUUAACUCCUGACCUACUAACACAGAUCCAUAGUCAGAAGCCACAUUGGUGUGCAAAAAAUCGGAGAAAAAUGUGGUUCUUUUCCUUUUGUAAAAUUUAGUCUACCCAGAUAUUUCCUCACGUUUGAGAGGACAAAUUCAUCGCUGAUGUAUGAUUUCUUCGUUAAGGACAGCGACUCUAAUAUCGCCACCAGUUUUCAACUAGCGACAAGGUAUGGUGAAAAUUUUUUGUGAUGAAGAGGAGGAUUGUCUCUCAUGGAAGAUUUCAUCAGUUCUUGAAAGCAUUAUGAGGAACCAUUAAAUACAGAGGAUAGAAUCAGUUAUAAAUAUGCAAUCAGUCAAGGAAGAAAUUUACGCCAGUGAGCCCUAUAGUGGAGACGAUGCCCUGCUACUGGCUGUGGCCUUACAAGGGUCUAACCGGGACAUGAUAGGUACUGUCUCUGGUAUACCAUUUAUAGCUAAAACUACCUGUCGCAGGAAAAGGGAGUUUAUCCCAGAGGAGAAGAAAGACACUGUUUAUUGGGAGAGACGACGCAAAAACAACGAGGCAGCUAAACGCUCGAGGGAGAAGCGGCGUAUAAAUGACAUGGUGCUGGAGAACAAGCUGAUGACCCUGGGAGAGGAAAAUGCCUCCCUCAAAGCUGAACUGUUGUCGCUUAAACUCAAGUUUGGCCUUUUGAGCUCAGCCGCAUAUGCCCAAGAAGUUGAGAAGUUGUCUAGCCACAAGAGUGCUCAUCUCUAUCAGCAAUUUGUCACAGCCAGUGCUGAUCAAAGCAGUUUCUCCAGCAAGGAAACUGAGCCUCAUCACCUGCGCAGUAGCUGUAUUUCAGUCAUCAAACAUUCACCAAAUAUAUCCAAGGCAUGUGCUCAAACUCAGGGUAGUUUAAGUAUGUGCAGAAGCACCGAGGUCAAACGGGAACCGGCAGAGAAUGGCACCUUUCCACAUGAGAGUAGUCCGUAUGAACUCUUUAGGAACUACAUGGCCAGCUCUUUGUCAAGAGUCUACGCUCAAUCUGCUCCAUUUUUACAGAUCACCAGGUCAUCCAGUAACUCGCCCAGAAGCUCAGAUGAUGGUGCUGUGAGCAAAUCAUCAGAUGGUGAAGAUGAGCAGCAGGUCCCCAAAGGGUUGAUGACAUCUGCGGCUGACCCAACAAGUGUUAUUGUAUCCACACACAAAGUGCCUGAGGCCAGUUCUUCCGCUCUGCCUCAUAAACUGCGAAUCAAAGCAAAGACCAUCCAAAUCAAAGUAGAAGCUAUCGACCCAGAGUACGAAUCGGCGGAAAAGUUCUCCUCACCUGUCAACGGAUCCUUUCAAGCAUUCUCAGACACCUCAGUGUGCUCUCAGUCCUUGCUGUGCCCUUUGUCGGAACAGGUCACCGCCAUGCAGGACUGGACUCAGCGGUCUGAGCAGUGGGAUAAAAGUAGCACAAAAACACCUGAGGAUAGCUGUACGAGUAGCAGGCAAAACCAUAGCUUCUCAGACAAACCAGCUGUGGAUAUAAAACAGCCAUCCUAUGCACAUUCAGAUGGAAAGGAGUGCAAAAGUGGCCUCUGAGAAAACGCAGCAAGGGAAACAUCUAUUUAACACAAUGAGUCCCUACUAAUAGCUUGCCUGCCUGAAUAACCUAAUGCUAUUUUCAUCUUCACUUAUUUGGUAUUACACUGUGUGGUUGAUGUUUGGCUUUGAGCAACUUUUCUGGUCACUGUACAUUUUCAAGUAAAAGAUUCUGAAAUUGAAAGUGGUAAUUAGUAAGCACAAAACAAAGCCCAAUGUAAAUGAGGAUUAGUUAUACUUCAAACAUAAAUUGAAAUAUAAUGUACAAUUUUACAUUGCUGAUUGGAUCUGUAAAGCCCAUUCUUUUGAAUUUUGAUUUACCGUAUUUUCUGGAGUAUAAGUUGCUCCGGCGUAUAAUUUGCACCAGCCAUAAAAUGUAUAAUAAAGAAUAAAAAAACAUAAGUCGCACCGGAGUAUGAGUCGCAUUUUUAAUGGGAAAUUUAUUUGACAAAAUCCAACACCAAGAACAGACAUGAAUAGGCAACAACAGGCGUAAUGGUACGGUAUGCUCACGUUAAAUAAACACAUAAAUGAGGAACUGAGAAUGUGCCUGACGUAACAUAUUAAGGGUUAUUCAAAUAACUAUGACAUGUCAAGUUUAUUUAUAUAGCCCUAAAUCAUAGACAAGUCUCAGAGGGCUUCACAUGUACAGAAAUUGUCAAUUAUUCUCAACAUCCCCUGAUCUUAAACUCCCAGGAGGGCAAGGACAAACUAAAAAAAAAACUAUUGGGGAAAAUGAGAAGUGACCACAGAUGGGAGGAUCCCCCUUCCAGGAUGACCAGGCUACAAUGGAUGCAGAGAGGGCACAUAAUGUAAAACAAUCCAAAGAAACAGUGGAUAUCCAUAUUCAAAGUGAAGAGCUGCAGGAAGGUGCCCUCAAUUGUCCUGGCAGUGUCUUCGAGGGUGGUAAUCCGCCUCAGAUCCCUCAUCCCGAUUGGUCGACAAGAAAUCCAGACAGCCAUUUUCAGUUUGGGUGUCACCUAACCCCCUCGCCAGCUGGAGGACAUAAAUAUACAUAAAUAAGUUUAUCGAACCAUCUGUGUCACUCCAAACCAUUAAAUCCAUCGAAAUCUUCGUCCUCUGUCUCACUUAUAAACAACUCCGCUGACUCCGGAAGUAGAUGCGGCACUUUGCUGACAUCAGACUCAUUGUCAGUUGCAGUUCCAAUGUUUCCACAGGCCUAGAGUGUCCUCAUGCGGUUUAGUGUGAAAAUAACAUGUAAAAUCAUACACGAGUGAGUAAGUAAUGUGUUAAUGAUCAAGUAAUAUUGUGUUAAUAAUUUCACAUAUAAGUCACUCCUGCGUGUAUGUCGCACCCAAACUAAAACAAAUGCAACUUAUAGUCCGGAAAAUACGGUACUCAUUGUCAACUGUCUCAACUGUGUUUUCAUCAGUUGCUAUCAGUGUAUACUUGUUCACAUAAAACUACAGUACUAUUAAUAACGAGAGAUUGUCAUCUUUAAGAAAUACUGAAAAUGCCAUUAUUAAAUUACAUUUUAUGCAGUUUUGAACAUGCCGCAUUCGUGAGCAAAUAAACAUUGGAAAUGAGUAGUCAUUCCUUGAUAGAUUCACAUAACAAACAAGGUCAGACUAAUUUGGCAUAUUUUACAAAAAAAUCACAAAUGAGAAAUAUAAUUAUACCUGUAAAAAUACUUUGUGCUUAUUUGAUAACUACAAAAAAAAUGUUGAGACAUGUUGGAUGUCAAUCAUUCGUGUAGCCAUGACUCUGUUCCAAACUUGGCAUCUGAUGAUUUUGCAAUUUUCCUUGAUAGUCAGUGUGGUUUACAGAUUUGAGGGAGAUGAUCUGCAAAUUUGAAUACGUUCUGUAAUAUUUGGGAUUUUAUUAAACAAAAUAACUAUUGUAGAAACGGUAUUUUUACUGUAAAGUGACUCGAAAUACUGUGUUCCAAAUUACUAUGCAGUUUCAACUAAUGAAAUAGGUUGAAAAGAAUAUAUGUAGUGCAUUUCUCUCCUUAGUUAAAAACUAUACAUACAUAAAUCAUAACUAAAAUUUUCUUUACUGGUCAAGUUUUAUAUUAACUAAAGAAACGGUCUUCAAUCUCACCUUAACUCACUCAUCCAUUGAAAUUUUACAGUAGAUGAUGUCUGGCUGUCACAUAAGACACAAUGGUGGAUGUAAGAAUUGUUACCUAAAGCUUUCGUUUGGAGGAAUACUGCCAUUCACCCUCAGACAUUUUAAGGAUUGUGCCACAGGUUCCAAUAGGGUUGAGGUCAGCAGGUGACGGUGGUUACACCAUGAAUUUUUCCUUUACAUAUUAUGUGGUAAAGAGAACUGAUACCAUAUACAUUUCUUAUUGUAUGUAAGACAACUCGUCUUACAUACAGUCAGAUAUGCUCAGUGGCCUAGUGGUUAGAGUGUCCGCCCUGAGCCUGGAGGGUUGUGGGUUCUAACCCUGGCCGGGUCAUACCAAAGACUGUAAAAAUGGGACCCAUUGCCUCCCUGCUUGGCACUCAGCAUUAAGGGUUGGAAUUGGGGGUUAGAAGGAGUGGAGCUCUUUACAAGUCCUAGGCUUCGUCUCCCUCCUUGCACAGUUGUUGAUAUAAUAUGUGCUAAACAAUAAACUAAACUAAAUGUAUAUGGUAUCAUAGUUCUUUAUAUGGCCUUAAUCUUGUUUUGACGCAUGAGCCAACAUUCUUUCUCCACGUGUGUUUUGGGUACAGCGGCUUCCUUGUCUUCCCACUUUGUACGUGUUCUUUUCAGGUCUUCAGUUUCAGUUGAUCGCCAGGUCUUCUUUGGCCUCCCUUCUCUCUUUUUCCCUUUUCUGGCACCCAUUUUAGUGCAUGCUUAAAUUAUCAGGUCAUUUUGACUCCUUCAGGCUACUUCAAAGGGGACAGUGAUCUUACUCCUCUUUGUCUCAGCUUAGACUUCACUCCGCCACGAUUGUGCCGAUGUCACAAACUUGUCUGAAUGUGAUGACCAACCAGAACUCCAUUCAUCACCAUACAUACAAUGUAGCACCACAUUCAACAGUGAAUAAAAGUGAGUAAGAUUAGUCUCCAUAAACAGUAUUUAUGUGAGCUGAAUAUUGUCAUUUAUCCAAGUAAUUUCGUUCUCACAUGACAUUGAAUCGAUCGCCAAAGGCGAAGAGAUUUAAUGCCCUGAGAAAUACCGUAUUGGCCCGAAUACAAGACGGUCUUUUUGCGUUGAAGUAAGACUGAAAAAGUGGGGUCAUCUUACAUUCGGGGUCUAGACAUUAUACCCAUUCACAACGCUAGAUGGCGCCAGAUAUCUUUAACGCGAAUGCUGAACUUAACUCCCCAGGCCAAAGCGAACCCCUCUUACAAAGAAGAAAAAGAAAAAUAGCGGUAGCAGUUUGCAUUAUUUUGUUGCAAUGUUUUUCCUUAUUCAGAUUUGUUUCAAGACUACAGUUACAGUUAGACUUCAGUUUGAUGUUAAUGAAGUUAUUGCAAUUUUGUUGUUUUAUCACAGUAGAUUGGUUUAUUUAAAUUUAAUGAACCGGAAGCCAUUCAUUUACAAAUGUGAUUGCACUUUAGUUUACAUAUUUAAAUUUUCAGAUAUUAAGAUGUGAUUGACAGUUUUUGCAUGAUUUGAAUGAGGCAAAAUAACAUGCUUUUUCUCUCGCAUAUAUUGUUAUAAUCAUUUGUUUCAGAUGUACUGUAAUUAUUUCCUGUAUAAAAAUUCAAUUUGGUGUUCAAAAAGUAUUUUUUCAAACUCAAGUCUUGAAAAAGAGGGGGUCGUCUUAUAUUCGGGCCAAUACAGUAGUCUCCAUGUACCUGUUUGUCACAUACAAAUGAAUAGUAUGAUGUUCUUGAAAUUUCCAGUCUUCAUUUCUUUUGCAAGUUUCUUUAGCAGAAAAGCCCCCCUCCCCCCAUUAUGCAUAGAAAAAUGGGACCUUAAGUCAACACCCUGAUGUAAUUUUCUUUCACUUUUAGUUUUAGUCGGGCAACGAAUAAUCAUGUCUGACAGUAAUCGACACAGAGACGUGCUUUACCGGUCAAACUCUAGCAUGCAUAAUCUGGAACACUUACAGUGUAUGUGUGGCGUUUUUCUUUUCCUUAUAGUGUUGCUGUUACUCCUCUCAACAUAGUCCUUUCAACUACCAUUCCGCUUUGAUGCACUGGUAAAAAGUUAACAGCCGUUGCAUUCCUGCUACCCCAAUCGAUGGCAGUUUGGCAAAUGUUGCCAAAGGUUUUUAACUGGCUGUUUUGCCUUAAAGCUACAAUCCAUAAAAGUUUUGAUCAAUGAGAUACGUAUGUCAGAGACACUCAAAACUGUGUAUGUACUUGGAAUGUUUCAGGUAAUGUAAAAAUGUGGACAUUACAGUGUGGUAUUUAGUACUUUAAUAAACUGGUGGUCACAUUUGAUAGAAUUUUAUUGUUUUAUACAAAUUGUAUAUAUAGCACUUCAGCAAAAUACUUUAAUGUGAUAAAUAAACAAAAUAUAUGAAGAAUAAAUGAAAUGUAAUGAA